CAUCUAUAAAAGUUUUAGUCUCUAACCACCACCCAGUGGCUUCUGACUGUCUGUAAUUUAAUUGAAAUAAUGGCUGGAAUUGGAAAAAUUAAGAAAGCGCAGAAAAAGGAAGAAGACGAGAAGGACGAUCUUGAUUAUGAGGCAUAUAAAAAGUUGGAUAUAUCCAAAGAGCAGCUUAAAAUGUUGAAACAAAUCUUCGACUCCUUCGAUCUGGAGAAAAGGGGAGAGAUAAAUGUUGAUAUGAUUGGACAAAUUCUCGACAUGUUAGGACACCAGCUAACAGGAGAGGAACUUCAGGGAAUCGUCAGGGAAAUUGACGAAGAUGGCAACGGGGUAAUGAAUUUCGAGGAAUUCGCUAACCUGUCCGCUAGGUUCUUAGUGGAGGAAGAGGAAGACACCGAAGCCAUUCUUAGAGAAUUAAAGGACGCUUUUAGGUUAUACGACAAAGACGGACUAGGCUACAUAGGUGUCGAUUUACUGAGGGACAUAUUAAAGGAACUGGAACCAACGUUAAAACCUUCAGAUCUGAAUGAGAUGAUCAAAGAAAUUGAUACUGACAAUUCUGGGACGGUUGACUGGGAAGAAUUCAAAGCGAUGAUGAUCGGCUAACUACGUACCUACCUAAUUAAACUCGUAAUUAGAAAACAGUGAUAAUGCUUUAUUUUAAGUUUACCCUGUCACUGUGCCAACAAUUUAUGCUCCAAUAUGAGACUUCGAGCGCUUUUAACCACGUUUAAUUGUUUAAGCUAAAAAUAAACCAUGAGGAGCGGAACUGUAUUACUUAUUUUUAAGUGGACCUGCUAAGUCAUGUACGUGCCAAAUACAUAAAUCAAAUCCAA
This is a messenger RNA of Anoplophora glabripennis (Asian longhorned beetle), 839 nucleotides long. RefSeq names its product troponin C-like. The record is from RefSeq and is a predicted model, not a curated record. NCBI's taxonomy places the organism in Eukaryota, Metazoa, Arthropoda, Insecta, Coleoptera, Cerambycidae. Gene Ontology annotation, molecular function: enzyme regulator activity; calcium ion binding. Bases 70 to 609 code for a protein of 179 amino acids. The transcript has 5 exons.